Molecule: messenger RNA, 5275 nt
Organism: Hemiscyllium ocellatum (epaulette shark)
Lineage: Eukaryota; Metazoa; Chordata; Chondrichthyes; Orectolobiformes; Hemiscylliidae
Product: trichohyalin-like
Exons: 33
Coding region: 155-4843 (1562 amino acids)
Molecular function (GO): GTP binding; GTPase activity; calcium ion binding
Source: RefSeq, a predicted model, not a curated record
UCACAGCACAUGGUACAAAGAGAGCAGACCGAACCCAGUCUCCAACAAGACCCGCAGCAAAUGGGAGCACCAUCCAUCAGACAGUCACUUUAACACAUCACCUCAGGGAGCCACGGAACUACGGUCUCACCCCCACUAGGACUGAGCAGCCGUGAUGGACGAGCGGACAGAACCCACCCCCAGUGUCCCGAAAGGGGUGACCUCCCGGCAGGGCCGGAGGACGGCGAGACGGCGGCGAGGUCUACAGAACCCCCAAGAUUCACCACAACUGGGACAAGAGGCCAGCUGGAGUUCCGGGGAACGCCUCAUUGUGGAGAAGGUGCAUGAGUUUUUCCAGGAAUGCGGUGGAACUGAGAGGGGCUUCAUCACUCGAGAUGACAUGAAGAAACUGCAGGACAAAUUUGCUUUCAGUCCUGAGGAGUUAGAGAUGGUGUUCAACAAACUGGAUGUGAAUCAGAGCGGCCAACUCACUCCCGAGAAGCUGACCAAGGGCCUGAGCCACUUUCUAACAGAUCAGAAGUUGGGCGCAGGCAGCUCAGAGCGACAGAACCUUCCAGAAUCUUUGUAUCAAUCCCCGAGCCUGCAGCAGCAGGUCGAAGUGGAAGAUGAGGAAAAGCAACUGUUUGCUGCACUGAUGGAGAGACUGGGAGCCAGGACAAUCUUCCCAGAUCAGACGGAGGUAUGGAAACUCUGGGUCCAACUUCGACGCAGUGAGCCCAAUCUACUCGGCCACCUGGAAGAUUUCCUGUCCAAGGUUUCUGUUCAGAUCCAGGAUGCUCAGAAUGAGAAGGAGGAUUUGGAACGCACCCUCAAAAAGAGAAUGGUGGAACAUAACACCGAGGUUCAGAAACUCUAUGAGGAAAUGGAACUCCAAAUCACCAACGAGAAGGAUCGGAUUGAGACUGAAAAUACGGUGAAGCUCCACGCUCAGAGCCAGGACUUGCAAAAGGAGCUGGACAGCAAACAGGAGCAAGUGCAACAUCUGGUCCAAAUGCAGGCAGAGUUACAGGCAGAACUUGCCUCCCUGCGCAGUAAGGAGAAUGGGGCCAUCACCGAAAUUGAGAUGCUCAAAGUGACCAAUCAGGAGCUGGAGACGAGGCUGGAACAGAUCCAGCAGGAUCUUCAGGAAGCCCGGGAUCAGCUAUUGGAUCAACAGAAGGAAGCAGCCCAGCGAGAGGAGAGAGAGGGAGAGCGGGAGCAACCUCCCAGCAAUGAUGGGCUCUACGUCACUGAAGUCGAUCCACAGAAAGAGGCCAGGCAGAGGUGGGGAUCUGACACCAGUCAGAGGUUUACAACGUCCGAGUGGCCUCAGAGGGACUUGGGAAGUCCAGGCCAUGUGGCCCGCAUCAUUUCAAUUGAAGAAGAACCGCUGCCACUACAGGUCCAGGAGGAUGCUGGGAUACAAAGGUUAAGGCUCACCAGACAGGAAGUUGACAUGAGCACCAUUGAAGAUGGAGAUACAGUCUUCGAAGAAAGAGCAGAGCCUUCAUGGAGUGAAGGAGAGACACAUCCUUCAAAAGAGUUACAGGCGGAGCUUGUCUCUCUGCGCAGUAAACAGAAAGAGGCCAUCACUGAGAUUGAGAUGCUCAAAGCGACCAACCAGGAGCUGGAGACAAAGCUGGAGCAGAUCCAACAGGAUCUUCAGGAAGCCCGGGAUCGGCUGGUGGAUCAACAGGAGGAGUCAUUUCGCCGAGAGGAGACAGAAGGUAAACACAACCAGGCAAUCGCUGAGAUUGAGAAGCUGAAAGUGACCAAUCAGGAGCUGGAGACAAAGCUGGAGCAGAUCCAACAGGAUCUUCAGGAAGCCCGGGAUCGGCUGGUGGGUCAACAAGAGGAAGCAGCCCAGCGAGAGGAGAGAGAAGGUAAACACAACCAGGCAAUCGCUGAGAUUGAGAAGCUGAAAGUGACCAAUCAGGAGCUGGAGACAAAGCUGGAGCAGAUCCAACAGGAUCUUCAGGAAGCCCGGGAUCGGCUGGUGGAUCAACAGGUGGAAGCAGCCCAGCGAGAGGAGAGAGAAGGUAAACACAACCAGGCACUCGCUGAGAUUGAGAAGCUGAAAGUGACCAAUCAGGAGCUGGAGACAAAGCUGGAGCAGAUCCAGCAGGAUCUUCAGGAAGCCCGGGAUCAGGUGGUGGAUCAACAAGAGGAAGCAGCCCAGCGAGAGGAGAGAGAAGGUAAACACAACCAGGCAAUCGCUGAGAUUGAAAAGCUGAAAGUGACUAAUCAGGAGCUGGAGACAAAGCUGGAGCAGAUCCAACAGGAUCUUCAGGAAGCCCGGGAUCAGGUGGUGGAUCAACAAGAGCAAGCAGCCCAGCGAGAGGAGAGAGAAGGUAAACACAACCAGGCAAUUGCUGAGAUUGAGAAGCUGAAAGUGACCAAUCAGGAGCUGGAGACAAAGCUGGAGCAGAUCCAACAGGAUCUUCAGGAAGCCCGGGAUCGGCUGGUGGGUCAACAAGAGGAAGCAGCCCAGCGAGAGGAGAGAGAAGGACUUCAGAGAACUCGCUCCAUCCGACGCCGUGUGACCCAAAAGCCGACCCCCCUGGGAGAGGAUCCUGCACUCGCUCACCUGAGGGUCACAGGCCCGGAUGUAACCAUGGCAACAGGUGGCAAUGGAGAUGGAGUCAGUGAGGGACUAGCAGCGUCUUCAGGAAGUGAUGGAGCAGCAGAGAGAAUGAAGGAGUUACAGGAGGAGCUGGUCUCUCUGCACAGUAAACAGGAGGCGGCCAUCACUGAGAACCAGAAACUCAAAGGGACCAAUCAGGAGCUGGAGCUGGAGCUGGAGCAGAUCCACAAGGAUCUUCAGCAAGCCCGGGAUCGGCUGGGGGAUCAACAGGAGGAAGCAGCCCAGCGAGAGGAGAGGGAGGGUAAACACAACCAGGCAAUCGCUGAGAUUGAGAAGCUGAAAGUGACCAAUCAGGAGCUGGAGACAAAGCUGGAACAGAUCCAACAGGAUCUUCAGGAAGCCCGGGAUCGGCUGGUGGAUCAACAGGAGGAAGCAGCCCAGCGAGAGGAGAGAGAGGGUAAACACAACCAGGCACUCGCUGAGAUUGAGAAGCUGAAAGUGACCAAUCAGGAGCUGGAGACAAAGCUGGAGCAGAUCCAACGGGAUCUUCAGGAAGCCCGGGAUCGGCUGGUGGAUCAACAGGAGGAAGCGGCCCAGCGAGAGGAGAGAGAGGGACUUCAGAGAACUCGCUCCAUCCGACGCCGUGUGACCCAAAAGCCGACCCCCCUGGGAGAGGAUCCUGCACUCGCUCACCUGAGGGUCACAGGCCCAGAUGUAACCAUGGCAACAGGUGGCAAUGGAGAUGGAGUCAGUGAGGGACCAGCAGCGUCUUCAGGAAGUGAUGGAGCAGCAGAGAGAAUGAAGGAGUUACAGGAGGAGCUGGUCUCUCUGCACAGUAAACAGGAGGCGGCCAUCACUGAGAACCAGAAACUCAAAGGGACCAAUCAGGAGCUGGAGACGAGGUUGGAGCAGAUCCACAAGGAUCUUCAGCAAGCCCGGGAUCGGCUGGGGGAUCAACAGGAGGAAGCAGCCCAGCGAGAGGAGAGAGAGGGUAAAUACAACCAGGCAAUCGCUGAGAUUGAGAAGCUGAAAGUGACCAAUCAGGAGCUGGAGGCAAGGCUGGAGCAGAUCCAACAGGAUCUUCAGGAAGCCCGGGAUCGGCUGGUGGAUCAACAAGAGGAAGCAGCCCAGCGAGAGGAGAGAGAAGGACUUCAGAGAACUCGCUCCAUCCGACGCCGUGUGACCCAAAAGCCGACCCCCCUGGGAGAGGAUCCUGCACUCGCUCACCUGAGGGUCACAGGCCCGGAUGUAACCAUGGCAACAGGUGGCAAUGGAGAUGGAGUCAGUGAGGGACCAGCAGCGUCUUCAGGAAGUGAUGGAGCAGCAGAGAGAAUGAAGGAGUUACAGGAGGAGCUGGUCUCUCUGCACAGUAAACAGGAGGCGGCCAUCACUGAGAACCAGAAACUCAAAGGGACCAAUCAGGAGCUGGAGAUGAAGCUGGAGCAGAUCCAAAAGGAUCUUCAGGAAGCCCGGGAUCAGCUGGUACAUCAACAGGAGGAAGCAGCCCAGCGAGAGGAGAGAGAGGGACUUCACAGAACGCGCUCCAUCCGACGGCGUGUGACGCAAAAACUGACCCCCCUGGGACAGGGCCCUGCACUCCCUCACCUAAGGGUCGAAGGUCAGGAUGUCACCAUGGCGAUGGGCGAUGCCGUGGAUGGGAUCAGUGAACAAACAGCAAUAACUUCGGUGGGAAUCAGCAAGGAUCCCGACCAUCUCUACAACAUCAUGUUUGUUGGCAAUGCCAAUGCUGGGAAAACAUCCUUCAUCCAGCGGUUUUAUGAUGAUAGUUUUGAGCCUGGGAUGCCCUCCACAGUAGGGAUAGACUAUCGAGUGAAGACCCUGACAGUGGACAACAGACACAUUGCCCUUCAACUCUGGGAUACUGCAGGACAGGAGCGAUUCCGCAGUUUAACCAAGCAGUUCUUCAGAAAGGCCGACGGGGUGAUCGUGAUGUAUGACAUUACAUCGUCCAACUCAUUCACCGAGGUACGCUACUGGCUGGCAUCUGUCAAGGAAACAGUGGAUGAUAACGUUGCCAUCCUUCUUCUGGGGAACAAGAUCGAUGAUGUCGCUCACCGCCAGGUGCCCGUUCCUGAGGGGCAGCGUCUUGCUCAGGAAUACAACCUCGUGUUCUAUGAGUGUAGCGCCUAUACAGGUCACAACGUUAGCACGGCCAUGCUGCACCUCACAAAAUUACUGGAACAGCAGGAUGGGAACUUCGGGGUCCCGGCUGUGGAUAUGGUGAAACAGCCCGUGAAGAAGGGGAAGUGCUGCUCAUAGCCUUUCACACUGUCCCAUCUCUGCACACUGUCCCAUCUCUGCACACUGUCCCAUCACUGCACACUGUCUCAUCAUUGCACACUGUCCCAUCGCACUGUGCCAUCACACUGUCCCAUCUCUGCACACUGUCCCAUCGCACUGUCCCAUCUCUGCACACUGUCCCAUCGCACUGUCGCAUCACUGCACACUGUCCCAUCACACUGUCCCAUCUCUGCACACUGUCCCAUCACACUGUCCCAUCACUGCACACUGUCCCAUCACUGCACACUGUCCCAUCUCUGCACACUGUCCCAUCACUGCACACUGUCCCAUCGCACUGACCAUCACACUGUCCCAUCACUGCACACUGUCCCAUCACACUGUCCCAUCACUGCACACUGUCCCAUCUCUGCACACUGUCCCAUCACUGCACACUGUCCCAUCACACUGACC